Drosophila hydei is the source of this 691-nucleotide messenger RNA. RefSeq lists its product as uncharacterized. Gene Ontology annotation, biological process: positive regulation of voltage-gated potassium channel activity; regulation of synaptic transmission, cholinergic; sleep. Lineage: Eukaryota; Metazoa; Arthropoda; Insecta; Diptera; Drosophilidae. The record is from RefSeq and is a predicted model, not a curated record. The transcript has 3 exons. Bases 180 to 626 code for a protein of 148 amino acids.
GGCUCAGUCUCGUGUGUGCAGCUCGUCCGGCUGGUUCGGCCAUGUGACGCUCUGGCGCGAUCAACGGGGCCCAAUCUGUGCACUCAUUUAAUACAUUCAAGCGAACUAUCCAUCAUCUGUAUUCUUACCUGUGCGCCAAACCCGCGCACACCUGCCCGCGCACACACAAGCAGUUGGCUAUGUUGGGGCAUUGGGCGUUGACGCUGGGGCUGCUGUUCGCAUCGCUAUCGGCUACAGCUCUGGCCGUUAGCUGCUACGAAUGCGAUUCCGUCAACGAUUCGAAUUGCGGCGAUAAUUUCCAACCAGAUGACAUUGCCAAAACAGACUGCGAUUCCAUGGAGCUGCCGGAACAUUUGCGUGCUUUCUAUUUACAAAGACCCGAAACAGCCUGCCUCACCAAGUACUACAACGACGCACCUGGCGAAACGCUGUUCGUGCGUCGCUCCUGCAUUUUUGGCGAUUUAUCUGUGUGCGAUGAGCAGCCGGAUCCGGUGAUGCCACAUCUCAGUUUCCUCGGCUGUAUCUUCUGCCAUAAGGACUUUUGCAAUCUGAGCGCGCGUAGCGCAAACGCCCACAGCGUCGUGCUGGCCGUACUGCUGGCCCUAAUAUACCUAUUUAACUUCUAAUUGAGAAUCUCCGAGCAAGUUCUUAAAUUUAAAAAAAAAUAAUUUCUUGCAACACUUUUGAUUUA